This is a messenger RNA of Pelmatolapia mariae (spotted tilapia), 3219 nucleotides long. It is a transcript of the gene tmem200b, whose product is annotated as transmembrane protein 200B. The coding region runs from base 260 to 1495 and encodes 411 amino acids. Lineage: Eukaryota; Metazoa; Chordata; Actinopteri; Cichliformes; Cichlidae. The transcript is spliced from 2 exons. The record is from RefSeq and is a predicted model, not a curated record.
GGAGGCGGCUGGGCUGGGCUCUGCUCGGCUUGUGUCCGGCGGAGUUGACGGAGUCAGCGCGGUGUCCCUCACAGUUGCCGUCCUGCGGCGGAUAUGUGGGAACGGGUUUAGGGCUGGGCUCGAUUCAGCCCUAAACCUUAUUCGGAGUCAUGCGGACGUUAGGUGUCUUCAAACUGCCACCGAGCUGCAACAGGAACUCCGAAAUCCAGCACUCUGACGGGUUGUGACUCAGACCAAGAGCUCUGGACUAAUCUGUGCCAUGAAGACCAAGAAAUCUCAAGUAGUUGGGCCAAGCUCACCUGCCUGUCAACCAAAGUCUCGCUUCACCUUACGAAGUAGAAAGAAGAAGGAGAGGUUGAUCCGAGGCAAGCUUCGCAUCCGCUCCAUGCCUGGAGCGUUCCUAGUGCUUGGCGUGGUUGUGGUGGUUGUUGGCACUGCUCUGGCUGUGGCAGGAUACUGGCCCUAUCAGAUAUCAAGGUCGUCCAUCCUGGGAGCUGCAGAUGGGGAAAGCGCCUCUGAAUCACAGACUUCUGGCUGGAGUCUGGGACCCAAGGGCUUCCUGUCCACAGCCAGUCUCAUUCACAGUGAGAGGAUGAAGCUGUUGGGACCAGUCAUCAUGGGGGUGGGUCUCUUCAUCCUCAUAUGUGCCAACACUGUCCUGUAUGAAAACAGGGACAGAGAGACUCAGAUGCUGCUGGCCCAGAUGCGCAGUGUUAUCUGCUCCGUGUCUGCGGCUGUGCCUUCAGCUGACCUUAAAGAAAUAGCAGCAGCCAAUUCGAUGGCCAAACACUACCAGUGGGUUAGCAGUCUACCAGCUGCCCAUCUCAACAUUCUCUGUCUGCAGCAGCUGGCCACCUCUGAGCCCCUGCUCCAGAGCAGAAGCACCGUAGACCAGGAGCACAGCAUGGAGGGUUUCUACCAGCAAGCUGUUCUUCAAAUGGAAGGCCUCCACCACCAGGAGUCAAAGCCUCCGUGUUCCGCCAAAGCUUCCCUCUCCAGCUCAUGCAAUUCUAGUCAGACUGACUUUAAUGCACAGCUGGGUGCUAAAUGUGAAGAGAGAGCCAGCUGCAGUUCACACACUGGCCCACUUGUUAAGACUAAUGUGUGCCUGGUAUCUGCAGGCUCCAUGUCCACCUUAGGGGUGGAUGAAGUUGAUGUCCCAGCUGCUCAACCAAGGCGCUGCCACAGUAUGAGCUACAGGACUAAGCCUUACACAAAGCGAACUGGUAGGUGUAUGGAGAGAGAGCACAUUCAGGCAAAUCAGCUCGAAGUCACUCGUAUGGAGGCGAGCUCACAGGUUUGUGUAAACGUUCUUGGACAGGUUGCCGAUUCUGCAGAGCAGACUCACCAAAGCUGGCCUCGGCUAGAUCUGGGCAACGGCAGACGAUACCUGAAACUGGAGAACAAAGAAGACUCUGUGGAAAAACUGCUGGACCAGUUGGAGCACCAGUGCUCUCAGGGGGAUACAAGUUUUGGAUCUGGGCCUUUCCAGUGAUGGCUGCAAACCCAGAAUGGAAUAUUGAUAUCUCGAUUUGAUUUUAGUUUUCACUUCUGUGCAGGGCAGAGAAUAACCGAGCCCAGGAAUAUUUGGAGUACGGCAUUUCUAUGAAGGAUUUGUUGAGCUCUUUCCCAAGCUUCAGUGGAGUAUUGAUACACAGCGUUUGCUUGGCUGGAUGUGGCAGAUGUUUUCUAUCAUUCAAGGAGAUGAACAGUAUACAUCCCCUACACUGAUGCAGCUGAGUGGAUCACAGUGUUUACUUCUGCUGUUUGGGUUGGCAGCAUUGCAAUAAAUCAACUUGUAUGUUGCCAAAAUGUGUUUGCCUGUUUCUGGAACACAGCAUGCACGGCCCAGUAAAAGGAGAGAGAGCAGGACGAGAGACUGUUUACACUGUGCAGUCAGUUCAGAACCAAACUACUCGGACUCCGGAGUCCAUAAAGAGAAAUGCAACCAGUGUAUAAACAUGGGACUUUUUUUCCCUAUUCCAAAUGCAAUGCAUGGCAGUGAUGUACAAUAUGCAAUAUGUUGCAUCUCAAUUCUUAUGCAAGUGAUGUCAUUGUUGGUUUUAUAUGCGUAAGUAGUAACAAAUGGUUAUUCUGAUUUAAAACAACUUGGAUCUUAUUCUCGUGUGUGUGUGUGUGUGUGUGUGUGUGUAGAUAGAUUUCCUACAGAAUCAGUCAUGAUAACAUUGUACCAAACAUCAGAAGACCAGCAGUGUCAGCCUGUACUUCAUGUUUGCUGUUCUAGUGUGUUACAUUAAGCACAUCCCUGAUAGCUUCAAAAUGGACCUUUAAUGGUAAAAAACUGCAACAAAGAGACGACGCCCGAUCCAAAUCCUGCAGCUGCAGCUGAUGACUGUUGACUAAUUUUCUGUUAUUUUAGCUACUCCAUAAAAUGCAAAACAUAACAUUUUAAUUACAUGUGUCUUCAUUAAGGUAAAGUACAUCAGUUUGAUGUCUCGUUAUUUACCUUUUAGAGCAGUUCACAAACAUUUAAUAAUGGUUUAUAACCCACGUUAAUCCACAUUAACAUUUAGCUAUGGCUGCUUGGGACUAUAAGAUAUUGUGUUAAAUGAUUGUGUAUGAAAGCAAAGUGCUACUAAUUUAGUAACUAGUCUGUCUGAUCAUUUGGUUAGUGUUUUUGUCAUGACUAAAAAUGGUGACCAAACCUAUGACAAUAAGAUCCAAGUUAACAAAAAGAUUAUUGAAGGAAGAAUUGUUUGUUGUGCUUCUCCUGGUGAAUGCAGUAUCAUCUUGUAAUGAAUACAGGGAUGCCCCCUUCUUCUGGUGCCCAGUCGACUCUUUCAUAGUGUGCCCAGUAUUUAUGAGGAGGGUGACCGAGCCCCCACACAUCUUCCACUCUCAUCACAUCAUCCUUUGAUCAAUGGACUGAAUGGACAAGGCAACCCUGCGACUCCACUUAGAUUUAGUAAGGUUGCUGUUACUGCAUACAGCUGGGUGCGUGUCAUAGAGGAAGAAGACGAUGAAUUACAGUCUCCUGGGCCCUCCUUAUGUGCAGAUGUGCAGGGGCCAUCGCUCCGUGUUCCAUAUUUGAAUCAACACUACUCUGGUUUUCUUUUUGUCUGUGCUGCCUGUUCUGUAUGCCACAUGUGUCUACAUGCAUACCAAGCAAUAUGUGCGGUCUGGCAGAACAAUCACUGACUGCCUUGCCCUGUGCUGGACACCAAAUUAUAUAACAUUGCCAUUCCCGUGUUACAAAUA